This is a messenger RNA of Helianthus annuus (common sunflower), 1704 nucleotides long. RefSeq lists its product as uncharacterized. The record is from RefSeq and is a predicted model, not a curated record. Gene Ontology annotation, biological process: DNA integration. Bases 1 to 1704 code for a protein of 567 amino acids. Lineage: Eukaryota; Viridiplantae; Streptophyta; Magnoliopsida; Asterales; Asteraceae. Gene Ontology annotation, molecular function: nucleic acid binding; RNA-DNA hybrid ribonuclease activity. The transcript has 2 exons.
AUGACAGAUCAGCCCCUCCAGAAGGUGCUCAAGAGGCCAGAACUGUCCGGACGACUGGCUAAGUGGGCCGUAGAGCUGGGAGAAUACUCCCUGGAGUUCAAGCCCAGAACAGCCAUAAAAGGACAAAUACUGGCCGACUUUUUAGCAGAGGUUCCGGAGGACGAAGAGAAAAAACUCCAGAAAUGGGAGGCCUUGGAAAGAAAAGAGAAAGAGGAAGAAGACAAGGCUGUAUGGAAAAUAUUCAUAGAUGGAGCCUCCAGUGAGGAAGGAAGUGGAGCGGGCAUCACCUUGAUAAGUCCUGAGGGGGUUGAGUUGACUUAUGCCAUAAGAUUGGAUUUCGAAAACACCAACAAUACCGCAGAGUAUGAAGCCCUUUUAGCGGGGAUGAGGCUAGCACAAAAAAUGAAAGCAAGACAUGUGGAAGCCACCACCGAUUCACAAUUGGUGGUUAAACAAUACCAAGGAGAGUAUGAAGCCAAAGACAACACCAUGGCUCAGUACGUGGCGAAAGUAAAGGAAACAGUUGAAGCAUUCAAAACCUUCAAGUUAGAAUACAUCCCCCGAGGGAGAAACAGAAAGUCUGACGCCCUCAGUAAGCUGGCCUCCGUAGCAUUCGACCAUCUCGCAAGGGAAGUCAAAGUGGAAGUCCUGACUUCUCCUUCCCUUAGCACAAAGGAGGUGGCUGCAGUUGAAAGUACUCAGGAAACAUGGAUGACACCAAUUAUAAAGUUCCUCAGAGACGGAACCCUGCCUGAGGGGGAGUGGGCAGCCAGAAAGGUAAGGGUCAAAGCCCUGCAGUAUGAGUUGAUUGAUGGGGAGUUGUACCGAAGAUCAUACCUAGGCCCAUACCUGAAAUGCGUUGAUAUGGAAGAGGCUGAGUAUGUGAUCAAGGAAAUGCAUGAGGGGAUUUGUGGAAUGCAUUCGGGGCCAAGGACGAUAGUAAUAAAAGCGAUGAAUGCGGGGUUCUAUUGGCCACGAAUGUAUGAAACAGCAUCCGAGGAGAUUAAGAAGUGUGACAAUUGUCAGAUACGGGGUCCCAAAGAGCUGGUAAGUGAUAAUGGCGUCCAAUUUGCUGGAAGACCUUUUAAGCCAUGGUGCGAGCAGAUGCACAUUCAACAAGUGUUUACCUCCGUCACUCAUGCCCAAAGUAAUGGAUUAGUAGAAAGAGCUAACCAAAGUGUCAUCAAGGGAAUGAAGGGAAGACUCGGGAGAAAACAAAAAGGAUGGCUGGAGAAACUACCAUUUGUGUUAUGGGCAUAUAGGACCACUCCCAAAAAUUGCAAUGGGGAAACUCCUUUCAGCCUAACUUACGGGACGGAGGCUGUCAUCCCGGCUGAAAUAGGAUCCCCAACUGCCCGAAUGAGGCUCAGGGAGGAGGAGAAUGAGCAAGACCUCCGAAUGAAUCUGAACCUUUUGGAAGAGAGAAGGGAAGUAGCAGCAAUCAGAGAGAACAAAUACAAGAAGCAGCUGGAAAGUUAUUACAACGCCAAGAUGAAAAAGCUCAACCUCGUCCCAGGAGAUCUGGUCCUAAGAGCAAAUGAAGCCAGCUUGCAGGAGAACACCGGAAAGUUAGGCCCCAACUGGGAGGGGCCUUACCGAGUCAUAUGGGCAAACGGCAAAGGGAGCUGCAAAUUGGAAACACUCCAAGGCGAGGAGGUCCCCAGGACAUGGAACCUCAUGCAGCUUAGGAAAUAUCACAUGUAA